Molecule: messenger RNA, 940 nt
Organism: Terrapene triunguis (Three-toed box turtle)
Lineage: Eukaryota; Metazoa; Chordata; Testudines; Emydidae
Product: proteasome assembly chaperone 1
Exons: 7
Coding region: 71-940 (289 amino acids)
Biological process (GO): proteasome core complex assembly
Cellular component (GO): endoplasmic reticulum
Molecular function (GO): proteasome binding
Source: RefSeq, a predicted model, not a curated record
CUGAGCUGUUGGGAGCGGACUCGGGGCCGUUUCGCGAGGCCCUUGUUGCCGGUGGGGGUUGGGCGGCCCGAUGGCGACGUUCUUCGGGGAGGUGGUGGCGGCGCCGUCCCGGGCCGGGGUGGACGACGAGGAGGAGGCGGCGGCGGCGGAGCGCGAGGAGACGCCGGAGGACCGCGAGAUCCGCAGGGAGCUGGAGAAGAAAAGGGAGGUCCACAUCCUUUGGAGUUCGAAGUUAAGUGCAUCUACUGGAAGCUUUACAGAUGAGCAGUUUCCUUGCUCUAAGUUUAUAUUGGCGAUAGGACAUAAUGCUGUAGCUUUCCUGACCUCAUUUGUUCUGAAUUCUGGAUGCUGGGAAGCAGUUGGCUCUGUCAAAUUGUGGAACGAGUGGUGCAGAACAUCAAAUACAACAAGUGUUCUUCCAACAGAUGCUUUCUGUUUGUUCUACAAAUUAAUAUCUGAUCCAACAGUAUUGUUGUGCCAGUGCAAUUGCUAUGUGGCUGAGGAUCAGCAAUUUCAAUGGCUUGAAAAGGUUUUUGGCUGUAUGCGGGAGGAGGAUCUGCAAGUAACCAUUCUUUCGACAUGUCCUGUAACUGAUUAUAAAACCCCUGAAUCCACUUUAACGCUUCCUUCUCCUUUUCUGAAAGCUUUAAAGACAAAAGAAUUCAAAGAGAUCGUCUGUUGUCCACUGCUGGAGCAGCCAAAUAUUGUACAGGGUCUCCCUGCUGCUGUUCUGAGUUAUUGUCAAGUAUGGCAGAUUCCUGCAGUGUUGUAUCAGUGUUACACGGAUGUCAUCAAACUGGACACUGUUACAAUUGAAGCAUUCAAGCCUGUGCUUUCUUCUAAGAACCUGAAGAGUUUAGUCAAGGAUAUGUCCAAAAGCACAGAGAUACUGAAGAAAUUAGUGACAACCAAUGAAAUUCAUAACAACAUUUAUACAUAA